UCCGCGUUGCUGGUCGCGGUUGACUGAGUGUCGGAUCCCAAGUGUGUAGUGACUGAAGCAGUGAGUGGUGGACCUCAUCUUGGACUACACUUAUAAAUAGUACUACUACUUAUAACUGGACGCUACGACUACCACAAUCUCUACCAUCUGCUUUUAAACGACCCACAGUGUUAUAUUAAAAGGCGUCAUGAUCAUGGAGGCGGUGCGGGGGGUGAGCGCAGCCUCCAGUCCUCACACCUCACCCACUAAGCGCACAUUCGACGUUGCCUUCCUCACGGGUGCCCGAGACCACGCCCUUGACACUGAGAUCGCCACGCCUGUCGCCAAGGUGAGCCGUGUGAGCGGGCUCAAGGUGUCACCACCCACGGUCACUACAUCAUCACCGGCACCGUCGUCGUCCCCGCACCGCGAUGACGUGACCCCCGGCAGCGCCUUCACUAAGGUCACCAGGUCACAGGGGUCAUCACCUCCUCAAUUCACCUCAACAGCGGUGUCAUCCACCCUGGACGCCCUCAGCUCUGCUUGGCCUCCCGUCUCAGCGUCCUUCAACGCCAUGAGUUCCCUCCUGAGUAGUGGCAAGUCCCUGGCACCACUCCUGGCUGCCCCGGGGCUACUGAACCCCGGCCUAGCGCCCUUCCUGCAUCACCCCACCCCAGACCGCCUCAACAACAACCUGGUGGAGGAGUACCUCAAGUCGCAGCAUCAGCUUAUGGACUCGAAACCCGGCGGUGGCGAUAUGUCGGCCAGCGAGGCUCUGUCCCGCCUGCGGUCCUCCAUGUACCCGACAGACCCCUACAAGCUGCCCUUCUCCUCCCUCGCCUACCCCCUCUCUGGGCCAUCCCCAGCCGAUGCCUCCAAGCUCAGCGCUGCCGCUGCCGCCGCCGCUUCGCCUUUCCUGUCGCAGCCGUCCGUGUCCGCUCUGAUGCCGCCCUCGCUGGCCACGCUGGGCCAGGCCGCACAGAACGUGUGUGCUAAAUGCAAUAUCUCGUUCCGCAUGACCUCCGACCUGGUGUACCACAUGCGUUCCCAGCACAAGCGGGAGGCCGACCCAUACAAGAAGCGUCGCAAUGAGAGGUUGAAGUGCAACAUCUGCAACGAGAGCUUCCGUGAGCGUCACCACCUCACCCGGCACAUGAGCGCCCACCAAGACCGUGACGAAGACAGUGAGACCAAGUGAACGCCCGCCGCCCAUGCCAGUACUGUUAGCCACCACCACGCCCCCCUGUACGCCCACACGGCGAGCCGCUAUGCCCAGCUACAUGCCCAUGCAGUCUACUACCACGCUCAUCUACGACACGCCCAGGCAGUGAGCCAUCAAGCCCGCCUUCAUGCCCAGGCAUUGAGCCAGCACGUGCAUGCAGUAAAUCAACACGCCCGUGCAGCGACUCACCCACGCCCCUCCCCGUUCAUAUAGUGAUCCAACAAAGCCUAUCUACACACCCGUAUAAAAUCAGCCGCCAACCACCUAUAAAUUCGACCAUCCACGCCCGCUACCCAUAAAGUAGGCCGCCCACGCCCGUCACCAUCCAUAAAGUAGGUCGCCCACGCCCUAUAUCAGAGAGUGAGCCGUUCCACGCCCACCGCCGCCCAUAACGGGGAUGGAGAGGCGGUCAGUGCGUCUACUCCCCCCUUGAUCCUCUCUAGACAAAUGAGGACACAUCAGCCAGUCUCUCUCUCUCUCUCUCUCUCUCUCUCUCUCUCUCUCUCUCUCUCUCUCUCUCUCUCUCUCUCUCUCUCUCUCUCCCCACUGCGCUGAAAAAAGUUGAUACAGGGAAGUCUGAAGAAAACCCCUUAAAAAGUCUACCAAAAAAGUAGAAACCAAGUCACAUAUGUUAAAACUUCGUAGAAAACACGGGAAAUUGAACGAGACAUUUAGAAACCUUUGAGAACUCGGCGUUUUCUUCCGGGACAUAAACAACGUCACCGGCCCCUGCUUGAUACUGAGCGGUGAUUGGCUGAUAGAGGAUGGGGUUCAUACAAGAGUGGUGAUUGGUUGAUAGCGGAUGGGGUUGAUAUACGAGCAGCGAUUGGUUGAUAGAGAACGGGGGUUGAUAUAUCAGCGGUGAUUGACUGAUAGAAAACGGGGAUUGAUACGAGAGUGGUAAUUGGUUGAUAGAGGGCGGCAAUUCAUGCAAGAGUGGUGAUUGGCCUACGGAGCGCUGCAGCUUGGUACAAGAGCGAUGAAUGGGUCAAAAAUAACGGUGGUUAUACAAGAGAGAUAAUUGGCUAAUUAAUUAUAGCUAUCGAUUGAUAAAAAAGCUAUGGUUUGUUAAGAAAAAUCGGCGAAUAGCCAAAAAGAAUGGGGCGACUGACAAAGAAAAAGUCAACGAUUGGCUAACUGAAGGGCGAUGAUUGGGCAAUAAAAAACCUCAAAUGGUUAUGUACUCAUAUUUAAAGUCAGUGAUUGGCUGACACUAGAUGGUGACGAACGACGACAAGGGCGGUGAUUGGCUGAUACUGGAUGGUGACUAACGACAACAAGGGCGGUGAUUGGAUGACACCGGAUGGUGACUAACGACGACAAGGGCGGUGAUUGACUGACACUGGAUGGUGACUAACGACGACAAGGGCGGUGAUUGGCCGACACUUAGUGACGACUAGCGACGACAAGGGCGGUGAUUGGCUGACUCGAGCCCUAGAUUGGUCGAAACAAAGACAGUGAUUUACUUGAACCGAAUCAGUGGUCAGGUGACACACAUGGUACAGUACUGUAAUGAGUGUAUUGUGCUAAUCCCUUCUCGGAGUGCACAUUGAGUGAGUACAGUGAUUUUGUACAUUGGGAAUGCACAUUAGUCAUGUGCUUUCCUUUAGUGUGUUCCAUGGCAAGACAGUACAAUGUAACGUUCUGUAAUGAGUGUUACUGAGCUAAAUACUUGCUGAAGCGAACAUAUACAAUAGCUUAAACCCGUACCAAGAGGUUACAGUACAAUGUAAUAGACAUGCACUUCGCUAUAGAGUAUCAAGAAUAAACAGUACAAUGUAAUGUGUGUUUGUCGAUCUGGCGUGUACUAAGCGUGUACAGUACAAUGCCAUGCAUAUGUACUUCGUUACACAAUGCUGCAAGGUAACGCUGUACAAUUAAUGUACUUCAGUGUAAUGUACUUAAAUUUCACCUAACUUUGUUGCCAGUGUAAUACUUCUUGUACAUUGGUGCGACGUGUACUUAGAAUGUACACCAGUUUGAAUUUUACCAAAGACGCACAGUAAAUGUGAUGUGUGUGUGUGUGUGUGUGUGUGUGUGUGUACAUUGGCCUGAGGUGAACCAAAGAUGUACAGUACAAUGUAAUAUGUGUGAACAUUGAUCUAACGUGUCAUACAGACGUACGGUGCAAUGUAAAUGUUGUGUGUACUUCGAAUUCAUGUGCACGAAGGAUGUGCAGUACAUUGUAAUGGUUUGUGUACACUGUUGGACGUGUACGAAGGUCACACAAUAUAGUGUAAUGUAUGUACAUUGGCCUGGCGCGUACCAAAGAUUGUAUAGUAAUGGUUUGUGUACAUUUGCUCUAGCAAGCUUUGCACAUUGUUUUGUUUGUAAGCAGAAUACUUUAUCUCAUCUUCUUUGUUUGUCAUAUGAUGAGUGAGUCACGCUACUUAAUUAUUCCAUCAUUCAGAAUUUUAUUUCACUGUAUAUAAAUAUAUAAAUAUUAAAUGUAACUGGCUUUAAAACCUCUAUUUACAUUUCCGAGAUAUCUUUAAAUACACAUGUCUGAUCUGAAAACCUUAACAAAACCAAAUGUACAUAAUUUUGAAGUUGUAUCUGGACGCUAGUCACAAGUCGGGCAUUACUUCGGUGCAAUAAUUGACUGUAAAUAAAGACAAGUUAUGUACUUUUAAAUUCUAUGUAGUAGUAGUAGUGGCAGGUUGAUUGAUGUGCUGCAAUGACGUUAUUGAUGGUGGUGACGUCGGGGCAUUACGUCAUCGGUGGUCUUGAUGCCAUUGAAGACGUCACCGGUAGCCGUAUCGUCAUCGAUUUUAAUGACGCCACCACCGAUCGUGAUUGUCAUCGAUGAUUGUGACGUCACCCCAAAUUGUCAUGACGUCACGAGGCCAGCUCUCACUGUCCCCCCACCAGGGUUUAAUAAAGUUUGUCUUUGGAGUAA
Molecule: messenger RNA, 4100 nt
Organism: Homarus americanus (American lobster)
Lineage: Eukaryota; Metazoa; Arthropoda; Malacostraca; Decapoda; Nephropidae
Product: PR domain zinc finger protein 8-like
Exons: 2
Coding region: 188-1177 (329 amino acids)
Biological process (GO): regulation of DNA-templated transcription
Cellular component (GO): nucleus
Source: RefSeq, a predicted model, not a curated record